This is a messenger RNA of Pseudo-nitzschia multistriata, 6331 nucleotides long. Lineage: Eukaryota; Bacillariophyta; Bacillariophyceae; Bacillariales; Bacillariaceae. The record is from the annotation of a GenBank genome assembly.
GACGUUCGUGUACCUACCGCACGGACCCCUGCCGUAUGUACGGUACGACUUACUGUACGGUACUGUACAGCAUUUUUUACGGCACAUCCUUUCGGGGGAAAGCCCGCAAUGCCGUUUGUGUUUGGCCUUUCGGACCCGACGGAAUCGGAACGCAAUAGAGUGUGCAACACAUUGCUCUUACCGGUACUGUGUUCCGAGGCAUUCGAGCUGUGCCAUUCACCGCAGUCGCCUCCAGCGAGAAGACUCCGGGCCGCAGCAACCCCCGUGGACGCUUCGAGCCACACCCGGAAGAUUUCCCGCCCACCAAGCACCAACACACCACCAACACACCCAACGCAACCACCGUCGCCCUCGGUGCCGAUGGAGCCGGGGGAGACGGGCGGGUCGUUCGCUGGGUCCCCCGGGGCAGCGGGGACGAGGAAGGGAUCGCUGACACCCCCGGCUAGGCGGUGGCUCUCCGCUGCCGCCACCGCCGCCGGGUGGUGGUGGCUUUCCUCCCGGGCGGGCCCCCACGCCACCGCUGCGGCCUUUUGCGGGCCCCCUUGCCUCCCUUCCCGGUGGAGCCCCCCCCUUCUCGCCCUGGGCUCCUCCCCCAGGGGCUUUUUUUCCCAAGGGGACGCGGUCGACCGGUUCUGCCUCGAGCUGGGCUGCACCCCCGAGGAGUACGAGCGCACCAGGGAAGAGCUGCUCUCGCGAAAGGUCCGGCUGUCGAGGGAGCGUCUGGCGGUGGAGGACGAGAUCGAUCGCCUGGAAACCGCGGGCUGGGGAGGGGCGACGCCUGGUCUCCCGGAGAGGGGCGGGGAGCUCCUCUCGGGCACGCUCCGGGAGAAGCUCCGGGAGACGCUGGGAUCGGCGGUCUCCUCCCUCUGGUCCGGUUUCGCUGCCGCGGGGGCAAGGAUCGGCCACCAAAAGGGCGCCGGCGGGCAGACAAGGAUUCUCUCGUGGACGACCCACGGCCUUGCAGGGACCGGUCUUCCACCGAUCGCGGAGGGGGACGACGAGGGCCCCGAGCCCAUCGAGUUUCUCCGGGAGCUGCGAAAGGAACUCUCCGAGAGGGCCCUCGCCAUCCAAAACCUCCUGGCCAACCUGGAAUGGGUGGAGGACGGCCCGGGCGGCGGCGUUCCCGGGAGCACCAGCGACAAGGCCGGCGGAACGACCCUCCCGACGGCCCAGAAGAUCUCGGACAUUGUCGACCGGUACCGGGGGGUCCUGGACGCGGAGGGGAUCUCUCUGGCCGUCACCCUGGACGGAUUCGGCGGAUACGACGACGGAUACGGAUACGACGACGGAUACGGAUACGACGACGACAACGACGACGACGGGGAGGAAUACGGUGCCGACGGUGCCCCCCACCCACCGGACCUUCCACCGACGCCCCUUCAGUUCAUGGUGCGUGGUGUUGCUGGCUACCGAUCGGGGACACCGGGACGAUUUCUGCCGGUUGUGCCACCGGCUGGCGUUGCAUCUCUUUUGCUCGCGUGUUUCUUUCUCUGGUGCUUUCUUUCUUUCUUUGCUCAUUCCUUCCGUGCCUUUCUGCUCUGCUCUGUGCAUCGUGCCGCUGUGGUUCUCUGAACACUUGUUUUUGGCUUGCGCCACACACCAGAAACAGUGCGUUUCCGAGCUCGGGACGGCCGCAAGCACCGGGGAGGACGACGGCGACGACCGCAGCGAGGAAUGGGACGAAAGGGUCGAUCCCGACACGACGGGAGCCCUUAACUGGUUCGGAAGGGACCGGAUCGAUGCCAACCCGUUCAAUCUGUGAUGUGAUGCGGACCGAUUCGGUCUACAAUGUUCUAUAGAGUGAAGCUACCGGCACGAAAGGGAUCUAGUGCUUUCCUUCCUUCCUUCCUCGAUCGAAUCCCUGGUCAUUUCUCCUCCCACGAUCGAAUCAUGGGUUGUUCUGCCACCUGGGAGGAUACGAUAGGAUCCGUGCCGACAGCAAGGGAGGUAGGAGGCGCACUGAUAGAGAGCGAGAGAGAGAGACAGCGAAGCGUUUUGGAACAAUGUUUCUAUCGAGGCCUUGGUUCCUUUUGUGUUUUUGUUUUGUUUUGUUUUGCCGUUCGUGCAUCUCGGCACCCUCCCCCCCCCCUCGAUCGGUGGCCUUUCGAAUGAAACGCAACGCAACGCAACCGCCGUUCCUCGUUUGGGUUCGUUGUUCCCCUCCGCGCUUGGUUUGUCCGGUGUAGGCAGCGAUGGAAGGAUCGAACCGCCGAGUCGUGCCACAAACCGUUCCGGGGUAGGCUGUCUGUUUGUGGCGAGGCAGCAAGCGAAACGUCAAACCAAACCAAACCAGAUCACACCAAACGAAGCUCCGCCACCAUCGAAGACAGGGAAUCGGGCACUACCCAAACGGGAAGAAUUUCCAUCGACAAUGGCAGCAGCAAAUCAUUCGGACGGCAUUUUCUGUAUCCCAAGCUGUGAUCGAAAAUCUAACGACUAGCGAUUCGCUAUGUUAGCCAUAUACUGUACAGUAUUCGUAGUAUGUACAAUGCGUACGGUACGGUACUUUAGUGGUUACGCGUUCUGACGUGACUAGUGACUCUGUUACUGUACAGUACUAUCAUACGCUUCGUAUGUACACCAAUAAUUACUUUUUUGGAACGAAUUUUAAAUCUUACGUAAGUACUCGUGUGACUCGUAGUACCGCACAGUAUGUUGUGACGAGCUACGAAUGAGUACGUACGUACAAGGUAUCUACGGUACCGUACAGCAUACAGUACGACUCAUAGCAAGCUUCGCUUCCGUCCCAUCAACUCCGACCGAAAAUUGGCCAAUCCCAUUGCGCCGAUCCAUUUCUCGGUUGCGCCACGCAAGCUACCGAGUGACCCACCAAGCAUUGUCCGUAGGAAUUCCUACGAGCCACACUUGUUUUUUGUUUCUUUCAAACGUACUACGAAUACGGAAGCCUUCCUUUCGUGCGGUAUGUUUUGAGUAUGAGUACCGGUACGAGUAUGCUUCGGUUUGCUAUUUGUUGUUUCGUUCUCCCUUUUUUUCUUCUCGUGCAACCAACCCAGCUUGUGUCGAAGUCACCCGUGGCAAUUCAAACGAGGCGGAUACGGGAUCAUUGGUACGGUACCAGUGGGUCGUGGGAUCGGAGACAGCUUCCUCCUGCCGAGAAGAGCCAACCAACCAUCCCACCAAUUCAAAUCAAACGAAACGGAACAAGAAAGCAAACAAACAAAGCUCAUUUUCUCGAAGAAAGUCUCGUGAGAAAGCAACAAGAAAGAACACACUCUGCGUCGCAUUCCCAAUCCUCCCGUCCGGAAUCGAAGGAAACUACAAUGGACAGGACCACGGCAAAAGCGGCGGCAUCGGAGGGCAGCAGCAUUGCCAUCGAUGAUGGUCUUCGUGUUCCCGCUGCAACGGGUGCUGCCGCCGCCAACGAAACAGAAACAGAAACGGAAGCGCAAUCGAAGCAUCUUCGCCCGAAACACGCAGCGCACAGCGCGAAGCCCCACAAACACCGACAAAAGACGGGAGCCCCGGAUGCGGCGCUGGGGGCAGGCGAAGUCGGCAACGCAACCGCCAGCACCAUCGGCAACGACGACGACGAUGGAUACGAUUUCGACGCGCUCCUGGCGGCUUCCAGCGUCGUCGAGGACCGGUGGGCCCCCCAGGACUCGUGGAGCAUCGCUCCCAGCAAGGCGGUGGCCCUCGGGGAGGCCGGCGAACCCCUGCUGGUCUCCCACGAGUGCGUCCUCGGCCUGGCGGACUUUUUCCAGCACCCCCACCGGGGCCGGAACGCAACGGAGCUCCUCGCGGUGGCGACCGAGAGCUCUUCCCACCUCUCGGGGAUUUUCUCGCUGAACGCCCAGCCCUGGGUCUACGCCGGGGGCGGCCUGGGGAACGUCGACGAGUGUCUCUCGCUCAACCGCCGCAUCGGUGUCGGUAGCGAUAGUGGUGUCGGUGGCGGCGUCGACAGCGAUGGCAGCGGCGGCGACGCGCUGGUCCACGUCUGCCUCGCGGGGGGGACCAGCCGCGACUCGCUGACCUUUGCCUCGGCCUGCGUCGUCUCGGCCUGCUCGGCCCGGGACGUCCUGGCCGACGACUUUCCGGAGCGGGUGGCCACGGCGGGGUUCCGGCCCGGGGAGAGCAAGGCCGGGAUCGGCAAAGAGCACGACUACGGAUACGACGACGACGACGACGACGCGGCCUUUCGGGAGCUCCUGCACGAGUACGUUUCGCUCCACAGGCGGAUCGCCACGGUGGGGGAAUACCUCGGGACAGGCUGGGUCUGCGGGGAGUACGCCGUCGACUGGGAGGUCCUCCCGUCGCUGGUGUGGUGCGGGGCCAUGGGCCUCUGCCUUUUGCUCACGGCAAUGGGGACCUGGUGUGGCUUUGGGCCGGGCCGAUGGACGGGGAAAAAGGCCUUUGGGCGGGACAUCGAAGAGGAACAGCAGAGCCGUAGCCGAUGCGGAGAAAACGACGACGAGACCUCCGAGGGAUCCUCGUCGUCAUCGUCCUUGUCCUCCUCGCCGGGGAUGUCUUCCUCGUCUUCCGAUUGCUCAUCCGUCGGGGAUGUCUACAGAAACCGGGAAUCCCAAUCCCAAAGGCGGCGAGACACCUUUUGGUCCGCCUGGGACGCGAGGGCCCACCUCGGCCGUCUUUCCCGCCGGCCCAACACCGCAACGGCCUGCCUCGACGGGCUCCGGGUGGGGAGCAUCCUGUGGGUCAUCGGGGCCCACGUCAUGGCCAUACAGUCGUCCACCGGUGGCGGGUACCUCAAUCCCGGCAACUUUUUGCCGCCGAGGGGCUUCACCACCACCCUCCCCGGACAGCUCCUGUUUUCCUCGCGGUACGCCGUCGAUACCUUCUUGUGCAUCAGCGGGUACCUGGCGGCCUACGUGCUGCAGCGGAAGCUGCCGGCCCCCACCAACGGAUCACCAGGGGGACGGACACGAACGGCCCUGAAGGUUUUUGCCGCGAUCUUCUUUCGGAUAUUGCGGAUCCUCCCCCUCUACGUGUGCUGCCUGGGGUUCUGGAUGUUCCUGGCCCCACACCUGGGCCACGGACCCUUUUKGUACCAGUGGGAACACUUUUUGGAGCCCUGCCGGCAGCUCUGGUGGACCAACCUGCUCUUUGUCAACAACUUCUGGCCCUGGGGGGCCACCACGGAGGCCAACUGCUUCUACCACUCGUGGUACCUGGCCGUCGACGUCCAGCUCUUUUGCCUCUUUGCCCCCUGGCUGGUCCUCCUCUUCCGGCGGUCCGUCAGGGCGGCCCGUCUGGCAACCGUCGCGCUUUGGGUCUUUUCGGUAGCCGGGACGGCGGUCCUGGCCUACACCCAGGGCUGGAGCGUCAACUCCUUCGACGGGAUCUCGGUCGCCCUCUUCGACGUCGAGGGCUACGCCAAGCCCCACGUCCGGGCCCAGUCGUACCUGGCGGGCAUCCUCGUCGCCUUUUGGCCGCGGAGGAAGACCGUUGGGAGCAGCGGCAGCGCCCUCAUGCUGCUGGUCCUGGCCGGCCUGUUUGUCUUGUGCUUCGUUACGGUAACGGGGGCCUACGCCCGUCGGGCCUGCACCUUCGGGGAGUCCCCCCUGGAGGGGGACGACUGCGGGUCCCUCUGGAGCCCGGCCGCCAACUUUGUCUACACGGCCUUUGGACGGGCGGGCUGGUCCGUCUGUAUCGCGCUGCUCCUGCACCUGUGCCUCGGGAGCGACUCCACGGACGGAAGCAGCGGAAGCGGUUCGGCGGAUUCGCCCCCGGAGGCAAACGCGGAUUGCGGCAGCAGGUGCGAGAGCCACCGCCCCUCGCUCACGGGCCUCGUCGGGGGGGUCCUGUCCUGGGGCCUCUGGACCCCACUGGCCCACCUCUCUUUCGGGGCCUACCUCAUCCACCCGAUCGUCAUCUACGUCUGGUACCUGGGCGGCCGCGAAAAGAUCAGCUUCCGGAUCUCCACCUACCUGAUGGAGUUUUGUUCCAUCACGGUGGUGACCUUUUGCCUCUCGCUCCUGGUGACGGUGCUGGUGGAAUUCCCCUUUGGGGUCCUGCUGCGGCCGCCGGCACCCCGAAAGCGGAAACCACCCGAGCUGGGAACCCCCCGGAUUCACGGGAACGACGGAGAUACCGAGCUGAGAUCGCUGCUGGGGGUCGACACGUCGUCGCCGUCGGUCUUUGCAACGCCCACGCAGUCCUAUGGUUCCGUGCCUCGAUAGCAUAGCAAUUCUGUCUCACGAGACACGACGAUGCAGGAUCGAUCCGCCGUCUCUGGUUGUUUUCCGUUUCAUCUAGCGUGGAUAAGUGUGGGUGUUUUCGAGCGAUAGUUGUCUCUAUCGAAAUGGAAGUGCUUGUAGCGAUACACAAUAGUGGCAAAUAAUACAAAAUGUCUGUA